Cyprinus carpio (common carp) is the source of this 5334-nucleotide messenger RNA. RefSeq lists its product as uncharacterized. Bases 552 to 2753 code for a protein of 733 amino acids. Gene Ontology annotation, molecular function: protein kinase C binding. Gene Ontology annotation, biological process: centrosome cycle; regulation of cellular localization; establishment or maintenance of cell polarity. Lineage: Eukaryota; Metazoa; Chordata; Actinopteri; Cypriniformes; Cyprinidae. Gene Ontology annotation, cellular component: cell cortex; apical plasma membrane; nucleus. The transcript has 8 exons. The record is from RefSeq and is a predicted model, not a curated record.
UUUAGAUUGCUUGUUGUUUAUAAUCUAACACUAGGAAAGUAUUGGUAUUAUGCAAACUCUUACAUAGUUUGUUGUGCAUAAGAGGGAUUCAAUAAUAUUCAAUCUACUAACAUCAAAUUCCUAAACAGUGGCUCUGCAAAACCCUACACUUCAUCUUGUUUAAAUUUGUGCCAUGCAUUUUUUUUUUUAUUGAAGUGUCCCUUCAUUGCAAAAUGGAUGAAGAGAGAGAGGAUCUCUCUGGGAAACAACCACUACCAGAUGAUCCUCAGACUGGACCUUUCACUGAUCUAUUGAAAUCCAAAGCAUCAUUCUCCUCAUGCCCCCCUGCCCCUGGUUCAGCCGUUUCUGCCUUGCAAUCUAAAGUCAAAGCAAUGUCCCAGAGAAAGUUAAAGGGGACAGAGAGAGAUUAUCUAUUACCUGAGGGUUCCGCAGAAGAAUCAGUGAAAAAAAACCAAGACGAUGAAACAUAGUCUACUUGUCAAACAGAAUACACCGACCAGAGCAAUAAAUCAAGCACUGAAGAUAAAGAAGUGCUGCAACCCAUCUCUGGGAUGCAAGGAGAAAAUCUGUCUUGCAACAAAAGUGGGAAGGACAGCCCAUCUCAAGGUGCCCCAGAAAUGUCCCGUGGGAUUUGUGAAGGGUCUAGCCUAGAAAACAUUGCAAUGGGUGUAGCUGGUGAACCUCAAGGGGACAUAGCAAUGAAGUCAACGAUGUCUUCUCCCAGGCAUUGGGCUCCUCCCAAGGGCUUUUGGCGAGUGGCACAACCAGAGACGCUACUUCUUAAUUCAGAGAGUUCCUCCACACUGGCGACUCCAAAGGAUGUACCACCCACAACUGAGGAGAGUCCAAAAUGGAAGCCAAAACUAAAGACUGUGGGUGCAGCUGUUCACAAGGAGCUGCAAAGGUCUGACAGCUUGGAAAAUGCUUUUCAUAGGUGUCUACAGAAGGAGACUGCAACAGCAGAUCUGGUUGGUGGGCUGUGGAAGGCAAACAGUUGGGAGACUGUGUGCUCCAGGGGAGGGUCUUUGUCUAUUGCAGAGAAAGUUGAGAUGAACAAGACAUUCCUGAACAAAUACCAAGUUGAUGCUAUCGAGAUCACAACUUCCAUGCGCCCAGAGGGACAGUAUCAACCACCAAAGGAGCCGGACAGAGAUUUACCUCCCUACAAAGUAGAUGACUGGGAGUCAGCAAUCAUCAAAAAGGACCCUGUGUUUAACUAUAGAAUGCUGAUCUCUGCCACUGAAGUAACUCUUAGUCCACGUCAUGAACAAGCAAAGCGUCUGUUAGAAAGAGCUCGAUUCAAAGCACAUUCUCAAAACCAUAAGAGUGAAACCCCCAACUGCCUUGGUCAAAGAGAGGGCCUGGAGGUCUUACCAGUUAAUGUGUCAUCUGCACUACACCGUGCUGUUCUUGUCACGGCUCAAGAGGAGGUUACUUCACCUCUUCAGUCACUGGAUGUCCAGGGCAGGAACUAUGAAUGUGGGUUGCACUCACUUCAGUAUGGCCAGUCGCCCACACGAGUGCGUUUCGAAGACGAGUCAGAAAAGGAGGCUGAGCGACGAUACCUGGAGCGGGUGCGUGAGCGUGGGCCAGUGGCGGCUGAGAAAUCCCACUCCAACCAGCAGCUGAAGGCAGAACCGUUGUACAACAUCCAAGAUGAAAGCAGGGGGGCAGCAAUAAACUGGGUAAACAUUGGUAUUCCUGUGGCCAUAUUAACCAAUGAGGGAGAGUGUUUGGCUGCCAUGGUGCCAGAGGACAAAUUGCUCAGGACAUGUGAAGCAUGUGGAAGCAUCUUGGGACCUGCACAGACCAAAGAUUGUCAUUCCCAGCCAACACAGAGUAUCAUAGAUUCUCAGGAGAAGGCAGUCCCUCAAUGGGUCACCCCUGGUCAGUCAUGUUGCCGAACCAUUCACCCAAACUUCAUGGAAAGUUUAACCUUCACUGGACGCGUCAGCUUGGCAGAAAGUGUAGAGCGGCGAGGUGUAGGAGGUGCAGGUGAGACCAUGUCAGCUUUUGGGAAGCUUCGAAGAAGAAGCAGGAAAGGAGAGAGCAGAGUUGAAAGCAGUUAUGGUCCAUAUGCUCAGAGUCAGGAUCUAUGGGCUCAGAGAAGGAACUCCAAAACCAGGUCAAGUCUAGAGGAUAAAACUACUCGCUCUAAAUUGAAGACGCCUGCACAAGAUGCUACAGAAACCUCAUCGGACCUUGAGAAUAAUGAUAUAUCUAGCAAUGUCAAGGAGUCUUCCCCCCACCUCCCCAUCAAAUCGGCUCUGAAAUCAGGUUUCAAGAGUCGGCCAAUAGGGCAACGGGUGGUCAAACUAAUACCCUCAGUUCAGUACCGCCUAAUUCACCUUGACCACAAGCUGGAUGGGAGCUCUCACCAAGAAAACAUACAACCUGAAGAGCACCUCAGUGUCAAGCUCAGUGCCUCCCCUCAGGGUCAUCCAGUCACCUCAGGACUGACUUUUUGCAACAGACCAUCCUCUCUCAAGUAUUCCUCAUCUGUGCUGACCACAGACCUCCAGGCUUUAACAAUAUGGGACUCUGCAGGCGACCUAGUCACAGGUCAUUUGGCAGGUGAGGGUGUCUGCAGGGAUCCCAGAAGCACUUGCACAGCACCUGUUCCCUCAGAUUGCCACCCAGCUUUGAGAGCCAUGGGUACGCCAAAGCCAGAAGACCUGAGGGCAGAACUUCUGAGUGCAGAUUACCGAAAGGCUGAAAUACAUUGGGAUGACAAUUUAGCUAUGUCUAGGUAAACUAUAUCUUAAGAAGUCCCUUACUUGGAACUCUUGAUCUUGACUAUGGGCUAUAGAUAACUGCAGUUUUUUAUAUAUGUUGACAAUUGCAUUAUAAAGUACACAAAGGUUCCUACAGAGGUGAAACUCACCUGAUGGAAAGUCCUAAGUCCUAGAUGGGUUAAAAUAGCCAAACUGGUAAUAUAGUAUAUGGCAUGACCACAUACGCAAUGCAACCAUAUUAAAUUCUUUCUAUUAUAAUCAUUGGAGUAUCUGCUGUCUACACUGCAAGGAUGCAACUGCAGUUUUGUUGAUUAGUAUGUUGUAUCUGUAGUCAUAUCACUCCACUCCCCUGAUGAAAGGUAAAACAUAGUAUAUAUACAUAUACAUAGUAUCGGUAGUAGUCGUAGUAUUGUUUUGUUUUGCUCGCUUGUGCAAAGCCAACAACCCUAGCAUACAGGAAUUUAGUUUGAAACACUGUUUUAAUUUGAGAAAAGUUCAAAGGAAAGAUUAAUGUGAAAGCUGUCAUGUGCAUAGGUGGAAAUCCUUUAAUAAUUGUGUAAGUAGUAAAACAACAGAAACGGGGCAAAAAUGCAUUUUAAGUUUAGAAACAUUUUGAGUCUCCCCCUCCCUUACCUCACAGUGCUUUCCGGUGAAAAAGAACAGAGAACAAAGUCAAUAGUUGUGGAACUCCAAGCCUGUCAAGGCUAUUUAUAACUUAAACGUUGGAUGAAGUGAUUAUUUUCUCUUUAAUACAGAUGAUGCCAAUGUAUUUUUUGAUGAGUCGCUAUGCUAGCAAUAAUAAAGUUACCUACUUGACGGAAAGGGUUGCCAGGAUUAAAACGUUCCAGGGGCUAAAAUACACAUUAUUGGGGUUGCUUCAACCCGCGGACAUGAAAAACAAACCACAGUAACAGUGAUAAAGUUGCCCAGUUCCACAGGAAAACCGCAGACUUGGCAACACUGUGAUGGAAACAACGGACACAAGCACUGUCGCGACCUAAUUUGGGGGUGGUUUGAGCUCAGUUGCAAUGAAACGGUUUGUGUGAAUGUGAAAGCAGCUAGAACUCUGGUCUACACUUGUUCCAGAAAAAAAGUAACCUGCACAAGUGGUUUAGCCAGUGAUGAUCCAGUUUGGCACAAAUAAACCAGCAUUUAGGUAGAUGUAUUAGGAAGUGCAUCAUUUCUACUAUUAAUGACUCUGACCCUGCCACUAACCAAGAACCUAUUUACCCAAAAAUUACCAACAGUGAGUAAAUAAACCAAAAAAAUGGCCCAACAGCCUGAACCCAGUGACUGGGUUAAAAAACAGCAUUUUUAGAAUUUACUUAACUUUAAGUACAAGAUAAACAUCUUGUAGACAUUUACAGGUUUCAUUAUGGACAUUAUUGAUUCCUUCUCUUAUGUGCAGGAGAGCAGGGGAGCGAGAAGGGCGACCUAAGCUAUCCCUCCAUCGUUUUUUCUCAGCCAUGGGACUGAACAGUAUGGGUAAGCUGGUGAAGGGCAGCCGGUCCAACAGCAUGGAGCACCUGUGUUCCCCUACUGCCCACUACAGUUCUGCCUCCCCACGCCCCACACACAGAGGCCUUGUCCCUCUGAAGAGAACCCCCUCUCUCCAGUCUCUCCACACAGAAUCUCCUUUGGCUCAGUUACGUAAAGCAUCUUCUGUCCAGAGUCUACAGUCCCCAAAGAGGAAGUUUGAACGUUCCAUUAUUUUAGGAGAGUUACCACUGCUGAGUUUGGCACCGAGGGAGCUUCAGACAGAAGAGAACAUAGAGUCAUUAGAGGAUUCUCGAGGAGCAGGUCCACUUGGGCGACUGGUACAGGCCUUUCCUGAUGGGACUUUACUGAUAGAACUUACCAGACCUUCCAACAAUGGACCCUUUGGCUUUGUCAUCUCCAGGGGCAAAGGAAGACCUGACUCAGGUAUAUAUGUGGAACGGGUCGCAGACGCUUCCACAGAGAAUAUCUACACUGGACUCCUGGGUGUUGGAGAUGAGAUUCUAGAAGUCAAUGGGGAAAUCGUUGCUGGACUGACCCUAGAUCAGGUUACACGCCUCAUGACCCGUGAUAGCAAAGCCACGAUCCGGAUUCGUCCACAUUCCUGGAUCAAGCACUGAUACAAAUUAUGGACAAAAUGCGGAAGAUGGAAUUAUGAAGAUAAGAUCACAUAUAAGGGAAACUUUACAAAGCACUUUUAGACACCCAGACAGUACACGUUUGGCUGCAGGAUGUCUGUUAAAGAUCGCUUCAUCUGGAAAACAUCUGCUGUGUACAUAUAUCUGAUAAAUCUUUAAGACGUCGGUUUUACAUACAUUCUAAAUAAUAAACAUUGUAAAGACAUCUUUCUAAAUGGCUAUUUAACAUCUGACAGGAAACAUUCUACAGACAUGUUGCAGAUGAGCAAACAUUCUAAAAAAUAUGUCUUCCAGAUGUAAACAUGCACAUCAAACAAGAUGUACAUGUGCUGUCAGGGCAGUAUUGUUCUCUAGUCAAGAAAUCUAGAGAGAAAUAAAAAACAUCUAAGACUUGUGGGUUUAAAAAAAUGUGUUUGUGCUUUUUUAAUAAUUGUAAUAAUUCAUGUUGUAGAUGUAAUGGAUGG